UGUGAGGCAGUCUGGAGUUAGAGCUCUCCGCAGCCUGACUGGCCAGUUUUCAGUCACUGCAGAGCCAUGCUUCCUUACCUGCCAGUUUUGGCUGUGGGCUACCUAUUAACUCUGACGUUGAGCCAGACAUUUCAAUUUCAAGAAUAUGUCUUUCUCCAAUUUCUGGGCUUAGACAAGGUGCCUUCACCCCAGAAGUUCCAACCUGUGCCUUAUAUUUUAAAGAAAAUUUUCCAGGAUCAAGAGGCAGCAGCAACCACUGGGGUCCCCCAAGAUUUAUGCUACAUAAAGGAGUUGGGGGUCCCUGGGAAUAUACUUCGACUUCUCCCAGACCAAGGUUUCUUUCUUUACUCGAAAAAACGUUUCCAAGCUUCCCCUUGUCUACAAAAGCUCCUCUACUUUAAUUUGUCUGCCAUCAAAGAAAAGGAACAGUUAACAAUGGCCCAGCUGGUCCUGAACUUGGGGCCCAAUUCUUACUAUAACCUGGGACCAGAACUGGAGUUGGCUCUGUUCCUGGUUCAGAAGCCUCAUGUGUGGGGCCAGUCCACCCCUAACCCAGGUAAAAUGUUUGCAUUGCAGUCAGUACCCUGGCCUCAAGGUGUCAUUCACUUCAACCUCCUGACUAUAGUUAAGGAUUGGAGUAACAACUCCCGGAAGAACUUGGGUUUAUUUCUGGAGAUACUGGUCAAAGAAGAUAGAGACUCUGGGGUGAAUUUUCAGCUUGAGGACACCUGUGCCAGACUGAGACGUUCCCUUCAUGCUUCCCUGCUGGUGGUUACCCUCAACCGUGAGCAGUGCCUUCCUUCCUUGAGAAAAAGGAGGGCAGCCAUCUCUAUCCGCAAGACUUCUUGUAAGAAACUCUGCCACCGUCACCAGCUAUUCAUUAACUUUCAGGACCUGGGUUGGCACAAGUGGAUCAUUGCCCCCAAGGGAUUCAUGGCAAAUUACUGCCAUGGAGAUUGUCCUUUCUCACUGACCACCUCUCUCAACAGCUCCAAUUAUGCUUUCAUGCAAGCACUGAUGCAUGCAGUUGACCCAGAGGUCCCCCAGGCUGUUUGUAUCCCCACCAAGCUCUCUCCUAUUUCCAUGCUCUACCAGGACAAUAAUGACAAUGUUAUUCUACGACAUUAUGAAGACAUGGUAGUUGAUGAAUGUGGGUGUGGGUAGGAUGUCAGAAGUAGGAAUUGAAGGAGUAUUGUUUGGGCAAAUCUUCUAAUA
This is a messenger RNA of Nycticebus coucang (slow loris), 1215 nucleotides long. It is a transcript of the gene GDF3, whose product is annotated as growth differentiation factor 3. The transcript has 2 exons. Gene Ontology annotation, molecular function: growth factor activity; cytokine activity. Lineage: Eukaryota; Metazoa; Chordata; Mammalia; Primates; Lorisidae. Bases 67 to 1164 code for a protein of 365 amino acids. Gene Ontology annotation, cellular component: extracellular region. The record is from RefSeq and is a predicted model, not a curated record. Gene Ontology annotation, biological process: SMAD protein signal transduction; BMP signaling pathway.